Messenger RNA from Chaetura pelagica (chimney swift), 1731 nucleotides. RefSeq names its product coiled-coil domain containing 37 (gene CFAP100). The transcript has 15 exons. The record is from RefSeq and is a predicted model, not a curated record. Lineage: Eukaryota; Metazoa; Chordata; Aves; Apodiformes; Apodidae. The coding region runs from base 1 to 1731 and encodes 576 amino acids.
AUGGCGCUGAAGAAAUUACUGGUGCCAUGUACAGAGUCAGCAGCUGAAAGUGUAUCAUGCUGUUCUGGAAUGGAAAUCGAGCUGCCAGAAAACCCAGAAGAACACCCCAUGAGAAAUCCAUUUAUACUUCCUCCAAUUAUGGAUAUUUUCUCAAUAUUGGACCAGGAAAGAAAAAAGGCCAAGGAGGAACGUGAGAGGAUGAAGACCAUGAAAAUCCAUGAGAAAAUGACUCAGUCCACUAAAAUAAAAGCAAAGGAAAAAGGGCUCAGGAAAGCUCUGCAAGAGGAGGAAGAAGAGGCCAGAAAACAGGCAACAGAUGAAGAGAAAAUGAAAACUCAGCAGGGGGGUUGUUCAUGUAAGAUAGUUGGUAAAAAUGAUAAUCCAUUAGAAAAGGAGACUGCCCAUGACUACAGAAAUUUCAGAAGAGAGCUAUUUUUACUUGAGUAUGCCAAGGCAGUAAAGCAAGAGGAGAUUCAAAGGAUCGAGAACAUAGCAAAGAAGGAGGAAAGAAAACUGGAAAAGUCUGAAUGCUCCCUAAAGAAGGAUGCUGCUGUGUUUGAUGAGUUCCUGAAGGAGAACCAAAAAAAAACCGUUGAAGCCCUGACAAUUGCCAAAAAAGAAAGAGCAGCAAAGACAAAGAAAGCAACAGAGGUCCAGGCAAUCACUUCUGAAAUAGAGAACCUCCAAAGUGAUAUAUCCAGACUUAAGUAUACUCUGCAGGAGUACAAGAUGUACAGGGACUUCCUCUAUGAACUGUCUCCAAAGGAGUGGCAGGAGGAACACGGAAAAAAGCACAGAAAGAAAAAGGAUUUGAAAACAUCAUCCAAAGCUAAUGAGGAAAGUGCCUCACCUGCCAGCACGGCAGAGCAGGGCCAGGGUCCGACAUCCAGGACAAACGCUGACAGUUGCAUAGACGUGCCAAGUUCCCUGCUGCCUUCAGGAGGUUUGGAACUCAGCUGCACACGGGAGCUCAGGCCGCAGCGCCAAACCUGCCCGCGGCCUCUGCCGACGGGAAAACCAAGUUUUCUGGAGGAUGCAGAAAGUGAAACCUCCUCGGAUGAAGAUGAGGAGCCUGAGUUGUAUUUUACUGAUCCCCAACAACUGCUGUCUGCUUUCAUGGAGAAAAAGGAAGAGAUCUUGUCCUUACUCCAAAAUUUCCAGGAGGCUGAGGAAAAUUUAGGCAAGGUCCAACACAAUUUCAUCACCACACGUGAAAGCAUGGAGAAAUUAGAAGAGCUAAAACAGCAAGUAGACACCCUCAAAGCCUCUGUCGCCAAGGAAGAAAAGAGAGUAGCAGAUCUAAAGCUCAAAGUUAGUUUAUUUUCCUCGGAAGGAGAUGAAGUUGAUGACCAGGACAAAAUGCUUGCAAGCCUGAACAAGAAGGUGCUGGAAGUCUACUGGCACUGCACUGGAGAAAAUAAGACAAACCUGCAGACAACAGAAAUGCUCAUGGUGAUAGAAAAACAGCUCAAUGAUUUACUGGACAGCCUGGAGGUAAUCCCACCAGAAACGUUAAAGCAGGCUGAGAAAGCCAGAAGAAAGGAACUGAGGAAAAGGCGAAGAGAGGAGAAGCUCAGACAACAGCAGCAGCAAGAGGAGGAAAGAAAACAACGGGCCCUGGAAAGAACAAUGCGGGCCCUGGAAAUACCACCAGCAGCUAUGAACAAACAGAAGAACGUGUUUCGUCCCAAACCUGCCAGGAAGGAGAAGAAAAAGCGCAACCAAGAAUAG